CCAAAACAAGCACUGACGGCUGUGCUGUCCUUGUUCACUAAGGGCUGACAGUAAUCUCGCAAAGUAAACCUUGAAUCGAGGCCAGCCAGCUUUUGUUGGGGACAAGUACAUGUAAAUCGUGUUGGUGACUAUGCUGUUAAUUGACUAUACUGUUGUCAAGGUUAACAUCUGUCCAUUUAGAGAAAUCGGUAAUGGCAAUGCAUCAUGGCUUUGAUCGCUAUUCAACUUGUAGUCACUUGUGCUAGUAACGAAGGUGGUUUGUUGAUAGUAACGAGUUAGGCUUCAUAAGCAGUAUGCACCUGUGAUUUUGCAGCUCUGGCAAGUGAGGUUACAUGUAUUUGAUAGAACCAUCCCUUCACCAUUUUGGCCUGGCAGAAUCUGAUCCUGUUUUGCUCUGAAUAUCAACUUAUAUCUACAAAAGAGAGAUGGGGACUGCAUCAAGCAGACGGGCUGCAGGGAGUACUGGUCCUUCCUCAGAUGUUGUUUGGAUUGGCCCAAGAAAUUAUGUGACCAGAAUGGAGCCAAGACGCUACCAUUUCUUUGAUGGUGAUGAGGCUCGUCGGCCCUCCCGUAUUAACCCAGCCCUGGAGGAGAGGCGGACCCCAACACCGCCUCCCACCGAUGCCCAGCUGAAGGUUGAGAACUGCAACUUGCAGCCAGCAAGCAACAAGUUCUUGCACUACACUGCUGAGCUGGACGAAGUGGAUUGGUUAGUUGUCAGGCGAGGACAACCAUUCCAGCUUGACCUGACCCUGAACCGCCCAUAUGACAAGAGCACCGAUGAUAUCAAAUUUGACUUUCAGACAGGAAGCACCAAGAAUUUCCAGAAGGGAACACAGGUGCUGGUGUCUAUUCGGGAUCCACGCCCAUCUUUAGCUGGAGGAUGGAAGGCAGAAAUCAAAGAGGAGAAGGAGAACACGCUGACGGUGUCCGUCACUGCAUCUGCCAGUGCUCUAGUAGGAAAAUACCACCUCACUGUGCGGACCACUGUCAAAUCAGCAGAGGACUCCAACCAACCCCAGAAUCACUCAUUCAAGGAACAUCGUCCGAUCUGUCUCCUCUUUAAUGCCUGGUGUGAGGAGGAUCAAGUCUACCUGGACAAGGAGGAGGAACGGAAGGAGUAUGUGUUGAAUGAGAGGGGUUACAUCUGGUACGGCAACUCAAGACAGCUGGGCAAGAGACCCUGGGGUUUCGACCAGUUUGAAAAGGGUGUCUUUGACGCGGUCAUGUACCUACUAGAAACUCAUGUUGAUCAGUAUGAACGUGGAAGUUCUGUCCUGGUCUCUCGUUCCAUGUCAGCUGCUGUGAAUUCCCAGGAUGAUAAUGGAGUCUUGAGUGGACGUUGGGAUGGCAACUACAAGCCUCAUGCUAGUCCAUCCUCGUGGUCAGGCAGCCAGCAUAUUCUUGAGGAGCACUUCAAGACCAAAAGUCCAGUUCGUUAUGGCCAGUGCUGGGUGUUCUCUGGUGUCCUCACCACCGUGCUUCGAUGUCUUGGCAUUCCCGCCAGGAGUGUCACCAACUUUGCAUCUGCCCAUGACACCGACAACAGUCUGACCAUUGACAGGUACUAUGAUGAGAAUGGUGAGAGGAUGAAACAAUACGAGAGUGACUCCAUCUGGAAUUUCCAUGUCUGGAAUGAAGCUUGGAUGAGCCGGCCAGAUGUCCCACCAGGCUAUGGCGGAUGGCAAGCCGUUGACGCUACACCCCAAGAAACCAGUGGGGAUAUCUACCGUGCUGGUCCGUGCUCCGUUAGUUCCAUCAAACAGGGCCAAGUGUACUAUCCCUACGACGCAAGAUUUGUCUUUGCUGAAGUCAAUGGAGACAUUGUUAACUGGCAGGUCAAAAACGACCAUGAGUUUGAGGUGAUGAGCAUCAAAAAAAGCAGUGUGGGGAAGAACAUAAGCACAAAAGCAGUGGGCUCAAGGGACAGACAGGAUCUUACACGGGAGUACAAGCACCCUGAAGGCUCUGCAGCGGAAAGAGCUGCCGUCAAAACUGCAGUUUCUUUCGGCACCAGUCCGUGGGUAUACGACCAUCCUGAGAACACAGAGGAUGUACAUGCUGAGCUUGAAUUGCCAGACCUGUGGGUCGGGGCAGAUUUUGAAGUCAAAGUCCCUCUAACUAAUAGGAGCCAAGAAAACAGAUCAGUGUCGAUCACCGUCAUCGUGCAAGUGGUAUACUACACUGGUGUAUUGGCUGCCAAAAUCAAGAAGAUGGAUAAGAAGUUCCAACUUGGACCUGGUCAAAGUGAUCAGAUAACUAUGAGUGUUAAUGCUGAUGAGUAUCUGGACAAGAUGGUGGACCAGUCUGCAUUCAAAAUCUUCCUCCUCGGCCAUGUUGAUGAGACUGGCCAGGCCUUUGUAGAAGAGGAAGACUUCCGUCUGCGUACCCCUGACCUUGACGUCAAGCUGUUGCGCCCGGCGGCCAAUGACGUGCGUGUCGGCGAGCCAGUUGAAGUAGAGCUGAAUCUAUCCAAUCCCCUGAAGAAGAAUCUGACGAACUGUGAGGUCACCGUGGAAGGGGCAGGAUUGUUGCCUCCCCGUGUCAUGAAGCAGAAGGACGUUGUGGGUAGUGGAACGCUCACUCUGAAGGUCGACUUCAAACCUCGGAAAGCCGGGGAGAGGACACUAGUUGCCACCUUUGAUUCAGAUCAACUCUCCCAGGUGACCGGUGAGCUGGAUUUAAACGUUCUGAAGGCCGAGUGAUGUGGUUUGUGCUAAGGCAAAGGAAGUUGCUGUAUCAGACACAUUCAGCAGUCAACUCAGUCAGUUACUAUGGGAAAAAUGAUGGUUAAUUUCAUAAGAUGUAAUUGCCUUAAAAUGUAGUUAUAAAAUGGGUUUUGUGUGUUCAAAGCCAGGUUUUGAAACUCAGUUGAAUUGAAUCUGUCUCCUACUUGCCUGAAUUUAAUCCCUUGUCUGUGGAGUUUCAUGCUCAAUGAAAAAGAGGAAAGAAAAUCUUACAGGGAAACACUGACCAGUGGUUGACCCAAAGAUGGAAAAUUUCCAUUUACCUUGAAUGUUGUAGGCCUGAAAGUGAAUUUAAUUUUCACGGAGAAAGCUUGAGAUGUUAGUUGUUACCAUGAAAUCUGAAGGUCCUGGUUCCCUAGUACAUGUACAUUUUGGCUGGCAUAACAUAUUGAUAACCAGGAUCCACCUACAUUCUUCCUCUCUGAUCUCCAAUUGCCAACUGGUUCAAACUUUGUCGACUAGUAUAAAUUCUUAAAGAAUAGCACAGUCAGAUGAGUGAAUGGUUCUUGAUUGAUGUUGAUCAGAGUCAAAUAGUGUACCAGAGAGAUCAAAAGUCACAGGAUCAGCCCAGUUUUGCUAAGCCACUGCUGUAUAUUGGCAUUACUGAUGUCACUGAUGCUGCCUGAAUGUCAGUGAGUGCAGUAGACUUUUAUAGCCACUGGGCCCAAUAUCCCAGCACUGAUAAACAGCCACUUUGUGCUUAUAGAGCUUCCAAGUACAUUGUAUUUCAUUGAAAUGGAUAAGUGGCAA
Messenger RNA from Acanthaster planci (crown-of-thorns starfish), 3497 nucleotides. RefSeq names its product protein-glutamine gamma-glutamyltransferase K-like. The record is from RefSeq and is a predicted model, not a curated record. NCBI's taxonomy places the organism in Eukaryota, Metazoa, Echinodermata, Asteroidea, Valvatida, Acanthasteridae. Gene Ontology annotation, molecular function: protein-glutamine gamma-glutamyltransferase activity. Gene Ontology annotation, biological process: peptide cross-linking.